CAGAAAUUUAACGAUUUGCAAGAGUCAGCAAAUUAGCGGUUCUAAGCCUAACGAGAAUUGUUGGCUUUAAAUUUUUCUGAAAACUAACACCAAAAAAGGAACUAGGAAUCCGCGUUUCUUAUAUGGUGUGAAGUGUAAUUUUUGUUUAGCAUGGCAUUUGUUGAGAAGGAGUAUAGUAAGAGUGAUACAGAAGAAUUGUUAGGGAAAUGGAGAAAAUUAAGAGAAACAGGUGCUACGGAACGGAAUAAUCUCGCGUUUGCGCAAGUUUGUGAUGAAUUAAGGAAUGUGCAAAGAAACAUAGAAGCGAAAAAAAAGGCUAAAGCUUUAUUAAAACAAUAUGCAUGUUCUAUCAAUGAGGAACUGGAAAAGAAAAUUUUGAAAGAGAUGGUGAAAACAUAUCGUCAUUUGUCACUGAAUUUGCCUGUGUCGGGCAAUGAAGUAUUCAAAGUAUUAUUAGACGAAGAGAAGAAAACGAGAACAGAAGACGUGAGUGAUUUAGAAGAUUCGGUGCCGACGAAUCUAUCGCAAGUACAAAAAAGUGAUCUCAUUUUUGGAGAGACUGAAUACCUGCAGCCGUUAUCCUACCGGCAUAUAAUUCAGGCACAUAACGAAAAGGUGCAGGACGAGGCUAUUCAUAUUCGGUUAACGAAACGGAUACAUGAGUUGGAAAGCAUGUCAGCGGCUAUUGAAGAUAUACCUAGCUUGCAUUUCUUUGGCGAAGAUCAAAAGUCGCAGCACGUACACUCUACGAAAAGAAACGCUUUGCUAGAACUGAAAAUGUUGCGGCUUGCGAAACGACAAGAGGCUUUACAUGCACAGAUCCGACAUUGCAAACCGUAUACCCGCGUUCUUUUGAAUACAGCAGAUCGCAUAGCUUGCAAGCUUCCUAAACCUGCACCCCAAGCUACUCGCCUCACUGAGGCUUUAGAACGACAACAACGUAGCGACCGAGAACGCAGACAGAAGCAACGCCAAUACGAUUAUUUACAAAAUAUUUGUUCUCAUGGACGUGAACUCGCUGCUCGAACUAAAAAUGCUCAGGCUAGGGCUCAGAAAGCAAAUCGUGCUGUCUUGGCAUACCAUUCUCAUAUCGAAAAAGAAGAGCAAAGACGUGCUGAACGCAAUGCAAAACAGAGAUUGCAGGCUUUGAGAGAAGAUGAUGAAGAAGCUUACUUAAAAUUGAUCGAUCAGGCAAAGGAUACCAGAAUUACUCAUCUUCUUCGACAAACCGAUCAUUAUUUAGAUUCAUUGGCUAAUGCAGUCAAGGCUCAACAAUCUCAAACAGGUGAUACUACUUACGACGAAGAUUUUGAUCGUUCUCUCACCGGCGAAGCCGAAACGAAAGUUGAUUAUUAUAAUGUUGCUCAUAAUAUUCAAGAAGUUAUUACUGAUCAACCAUCGAUACUGGUUGGUGGUAAGCUAAAAGAGUACCAGCUUCGCGGACUUCAAUGGAUGAUAUCCUUGUAUAAUAACCAUUUAAAUGGUAUCCUAGCUGAUGAAAUGGGUCUGGGUAAAACCAUUCAGACUAUUUCUCUGGUCACUCACUUGAUUGAGAAGAAACGGCAAAAUGGCCCUUUCCUGAUCAUCGUUCCUUUAUCUACACUAACUAACUGGGCUAUGGAGUUUGAACGUUGGGCCCCGUCUAUCUCAAAAAUUGUGUACAAAGGACCGCCGUUGGUCCGUAAGGCUUUGCAACCCCAAGUUCGUCAUUCGAAUUUUCAAGUUCUGUUGACCACUUUUGAAUACGUCAUCAAAGAUAGACCGGUACUUAGUCGUAUUAAGUGGAUUUAUAUGAUUAUGGACGAAGGACAUCGAAUGAAAAAUACCCAGUCAAAAUUGACUAGCACGUUGACGACGUACUAUUCUUCUCGGUACCGUCUUAUUUUGACAGGAACACCACUUCAAAACAAUCUUCCUGAGCUCUGGGCAUUGCUUAACUUCGUUCUUCCAAAAAUUUUCAAUUCUGUCAAAAGUUUUGAUGAGUGGUUUAAUACUCCGUUUGCUAAUACUGGAAACCAAGAUAAAGUCGAGUUAACCGAAGAAGAAUCUUUGUUGGUAAUUAGACGUUUACAUAAAGUAUUGCGUCCAUUUUUGCUUCGUCGUUUGAAAAAAGACGUUGAAUCUGAGCUUCCGGAUAAAGUUGAGAAGGUAAUUCGCUGUCAGAUGUCUGGGUUACAGCAAAAAUUGUAUCAUCAAAUGAAGAAGCAUGGUAUUUUAUUCGUUGAAGAUGCGAAUAAAGGAAGAGCAGGUAUAAAGGGUCUUCAGAACACUGUAAUGCAGUUAAAGAAGAUUUGCAAUCAUCCUUAUGUAUUUGAAGAUGUUGAACGGUCAAUCGAUCCCACAGGUCUAAAUUAUGAUAUGUUAUGGAGAGUGUCCGGUAAAUUUGAGUUAUUAGAUAGAGUUCUUCCCAAAUUGUUCCGUGUAGGGCAUCGUGUCCUCAUGUUUUUUCAAAUGACACAAAUUAUGAACAUCAUGGAAGAUUACCUACAUUAUCGACAUUUCCGUUACUUACGUCUGGAUGGCUCAACAAAAGCAGAUGAUCGAUCUAAGCUUUUGGGUGUAUUUAAUGACCCUACGGCAGAAAUUAAUAUAUUUUUGCUGAGUACUCGAGCAGGUGGUUUAGGAUUGAAUCUUCAGAGUGCUGACACAGUAAUUAUUUUUGAUUCAGACUGGAAUCCUCAUCAAGACUUGCAAGCUCAAGAUCGUGCUCACCGAAUUGGACAAACGAAAGAAGUUAGAAUUUAUAGGCUUAUUACAGAAAAAUCUGUAGAAGAAAACAUUCUUUCUCGCGCUCAAUACAAACUAGAUAUUGACGGAAAAGUUAUUCAAGCUGGUAAAUUUGAUAAUAAAUCUACUCCAGAAGAAAGAGAAGCAUUUUUGCGAUCUUUGUUGGAAAACGAAAAUGGAGAGGAACAUAAUGAUGAAAAAGGAGAAUUGGACGACGAUGAACUAAAUGAAUUACUGGCGCGUAGUGAUCAAGAGCUGGAAAUCUAUAGAAAUAUGACAAAGGAGGAAGAAGAGAAUAGCCCUUACGGAAAAGGCAAGGAGAAAGAUCGACUUAUUCAGGUGGAGGAACUUCCUGAGUUUUAUCAACAAGAACAACCGGUUGAAGCUGAAGAGGAGCAGCAACAUAUUGAGGAAUUGGGACGUGGUGCUAGACGUCGUGUUCCUGUAGUAUAUGACGAAACUGUUAGAGAUGCUCAGUGGCUUACCGAAAUGGAAAUGGAACCAGAAGUUAAGCCAACUCGUGGCAGACCCAAACGGAACUCCAGUGCGGUUGAAGAACCCAUUCCACUUGGAAUGGAUGGGAAGCCCAAACGGAAGCGGGGUCCUGCACCUGAUACGUUAAGUACCGAACAUAGAUCUCUUCUUCGUCGUAUCUGUCUUGAGAUUUAUAACGCUGCCUAUGAGCUAAAAGACGAGCAUGGUAGACCCAUAAACAGCAUGUUUUUAGAGGUUCCUAGUAAGAAACUCUACCCAGACUACUACUUAAUUAUCAAAACUCCUAUUGCACUUGAUAGUAUAAGAAAACAUAUUAAUGGGACUUACUAUAAGUCGUUGGAUGCAAUGGUUUCUGACUUUAUGACGAUGUUCAAUAAUGCUCGUACAUAUAAUGAAGAAGGUUCUUUUGUGUAUGAAGAUGCUAAUCGUAUGCAAGCGGCUAUGGAACAAAAGAUUCAGGAGUUAGAGGAAAAUGGCACGCUUACAACUUUACGCGGAAUGGAUUUCGAAGCAAUAGCCCAGCAAGAAGACCGAUUAGAAAAUGAAGCAUGAAGUUGAAGCAUAUCAAUUUUCUUCCUGGUUAAGCUUGAGCUUCUGAAUUUUAAAAGCAAUCCUUCUUUUAGGUUUAAUGUUUAUAAAGUUAUUAUCAUUUCGGGCGUUCUUUAUAAUCGCUCAAUUUUUGUACACUAUAAAAAUUAAUUAUUAUAAAUAGAUUGUUAAUGAACCUUAAUCCACUUAGAAA
Molecule: messenger RNA, 3964 nt
Organism: Schizosaccharomyces cryophilus OY26
Lineage: Eukaryota; Fungi; Ascomycota; Schizosaccharomycetes; Schizosaccharomycetales; Schizosaccharomycetaceae
Product: ATP-dependent DNA helicase Snf21
Exons: 1
Coding region: 151-3774 (1207 amino acids)
Biological process (GO): positive regulation of transcription by RNA polymerase II
Cellular component (GO): nucleus
Molecular function (GO): histone binding; ATP binding; ATP-dependent chromatin remodeler activity
Source: RefSeq, a predicted model, not a curated record